Molecule: messenger RNA, 784 nt
Organism: Magallana angulata
Lineage: Eukaryota; Metazoa; Mollusca; Bivalvia; Ostreida; Ostreidae
Exons: 2
Coding region: 57-404 (115 amino acids)
Source: RefSeq, a predicted model, not a curated record
CAGAGUCUAAUUACAAGCUAAAAUGGCCGACACCGACCGAGAAGGUUGUGAGUGCGAUGACUGUGGUGAAUGCAGCUGUUGUAACUGUUCCGAGUGUCGUGUCGUUGAUUUAUAUCUUUAUAACUGUUGCCAUUGUUGCAAAACAUGUAAUUGUGGAUACCUGUGCUGUCCUGAAGAAGAAUGUCACUGUUGUAAAGCUUGUUGCAGAGACGAGGAAAAUAUUGGCCAUCAUUCCGCGGCUCAUUGGUGGCUUUGCUGUGUCGGUGGUUCUUGGGUUGGAUGUUGCAAUCAACGCAGACGUCAGGAGUCCCCGGAUGUUAAUACGCCGUCUGUGCACGAGGGAGCCGCUCAAUCUACUUCAAAAAAAAAAGCUAGUGAGGAAACUGUUACAUCGCAGCCAAUGAAAUCAUGAAUUAUAUAUAUCUACAUCUACCGAGUUUGAUUCCUUUAAUUUCUCACUAUACUUAUUGUUAUUCAUAGCUCUGUAGAAACUGACAGGACUCAAAUCUACAUGUACACGUCCCAUUUAUUGAUUGGUCGAAACCUACAGCGACAUGAGAAAAAUCACGGACUGCACAAAAUAACCAUGAUGGUGUCAAACUCAGAUUCCUAUAGAGACGAUUGGUUGUUUCUAUUAGCUAACGUAUUGAUGUUCAUUAACAGUAAUAUAGUUAAUUUUAUAAUUAUUUUUACAAUUUAUUAAUUGUUCAAAAAAAGAUUUAAUAUUUAACAACAAAAUAAUUUUUUUUGAUGAUUCAUAAGAAAUGAAGUUAGCGAUAACUGC